AUGAAGACCAGUGUCUUUCAAACUAUUAAAGUAUUGAUCUUUCUUGUACUCAAUUAUCUCUUUGCUAGUGCAGGCUUUAUUGUCAUUCUCUUUGGUGUCGCAUUCUCACUUGGAUCGUUAGCGCUCUGCUGUUUGGGUGUUGUCAUGUUCCAGGGACUGCUUUAUCUAGCACCACUACUUGCUCGACUUGACAUUGUCUUGCACAAUUUUAUUGAGCCGAUGGAAAAUAAAUUAUACGGUCAAAUUCCACACUAUGGAGCUAAUGGAUCGUAUCUUACUCGACCAUCACUUGCAGUAUUGCUGUAUUUUAGCACGGCAAAGCUAGGCGUUGGUGUACUAAGUGCCAUGGUAGUGGUCAUUCCGCUCACCAUGCCUAUUCACGCUCUCAUGUCACCGAUCUUUCGAAACGAGUAUUUUAGUGACGGAUGGUUCAACCUUACAAUCUUUGUGGUGGUGGCAACCGCUCUACUGGUUAGCGGGUUUGCUGCCAUGCCUCAUGUCGCCAGACUCUCGUGCGUCACCACGCGACUUUUGUGUCGCGAGGUCUAUUCCACAAUCUACAUGCGCAAUUACGUGCCUUCAACGAUGGAAGAGCCUUUGGAGUUAACAACGUAUGGUACCAACCAGCUGGUGGAACAUGUUUGA
This is a messenger RNA of Peronospora belbahrii, 645 nucleotides long. The record is from the annotation of a GenBank genome assembly. Lineage: Eukaryota; Oomycota; Peronosporomycetes; Peronosporales; Peronosporaceae.